AUGGCUAUAAAAGGGCUCAGAACCGAGGAGGUACCCCCAGAGCUUCCUAGUUCCCCAACUUCAGCCAUAACAACCAACAACCAACCAAACACCCACCCAGUCAUCAAGCCUACCUUCGUCAUGUCCGUCAACACCGAGGUCCUCGCCAACCAGCACUGCGGUGCCUCCUCUUGCAACUGCGGCACUACCGGUGCUGAUGGCGAGACGACUACAGCUGCGCGUGCAAGCCCGGCGAAUGCAAGUGCUGAACGCAUCGUCCAAGCGUCCAUAUCCCUAAUGUAA
Molecule: messenger RNA, 282 nt
Organism: Stereum hirsutum FP-91666 SS1
Lineage: Eukaryota; Fungi; Basidiomycota; Agaricomycetes; Russulales; Stereaceae
Exons: 3
Coding region: 1-282 (93 amino acids)
Source: RefSeq, a predicted model, not a curated record